Molecule: messenger RNA, 222 nt
Organism: Elephantulus edwardii (Cape elephant shrew)
Lineage: Eukaryota; Metazoa; Chordata; Mammalia; Macroscelidea; Macroscelididae
Exons: 2
Coding region: 1-222 (73 amino acids)
Source: RefSeq, a predicted model, not a curated record
AUGCUCCAGUUCCUGCUUGGAUUAACUUUUGGAAACAUCGUUGGAGUAUACCUGCCUCAGAACUACGAGAUACCAAACCUGGCCAAAAAGCUUGACAACAUCAAGAAGGACUUGGAUGCCAAGAAGAAGCCACCUAGCUUAGCUAUCAUACUGGAUUUUGGACCUAAUAGCAGUGAGUUUGGAAUUGGGAUGAGUGGAAUGAGCAUGAGGGGCCAUGUCUGA